Molecule: messenger RNA, 501 nt
Organism: Prorocentrum cordatum
Lineage: Eukaryota; Dinophyceae; Prorocentrales; Prorocentraceae
Source: the annotation of a GenBank genome assembly
GACUGGGACUCCACCAGCGUGGACACCUCCCUCCUCGAGGAGAUGCUCCCGAAGUACAAGGAGGCUGUGGAGUCUACGCAGGAGGACACCAUCAAGGCCAUGGAGCUGGUUUGUCCAGAGCUGGCCGAGGCGGCGCAGCCUCCGCCGCCCAAGGCUCCCGAGACCUUCCUGGAGCAGCACGCUGCUACGCUCCGUCGCCUCCACACCUACCAGGAGAAGCUCAAUAAUCAGAUGGUGGCCAACGCUAAGCAUGGCAAAGAGUUGCUGGAGAAGCUGGCGGCGAACGUUCGAGCACGCGCCGAGGCCCAGGCGGAGGUCAACCGUCUCACGAGCCCCCCCACGGCGACGCAAGGGGCUGCGAGCGGCAGUGCCUCGCCAGAUGACGGCAAGCCCGCAGGCGACAGCGUUUUCGGGCUCCCAGGGCUCAGCGCCGAGGACGUGCAGUUCCUCGCUCCAGAGCAGAAGCAGGCCUACGAGGAGGCGCUGGCCCACGCGCAGCAG